CACGACUCACUAGAAAAGGUCGUGUUUUGUCAUGGAGUAGUUUUAUUCCGUCGCUUGAAAACCUACUUUUCUUUGUUUAUAUAAGCCAUUAGAAUGUCUGCCAAACAUCGGAUACUCAUAACCAUUACAAAAUGUUAAGUUAGAAUCAAGAAACAGACAUACAAGAUGACAAAUAGCAGUAACAAAGAAGAUGACAUAGAAGAGCAGGAAUCAGGAAGAACAAGCAGGGUUGUCCAUGUUAUCUCACCAUUCGAUCAGUUCCCUGAUGGAGAGAUUCCUCAGCAAACUGAGAAUCAAGAGAUGCUUCCUCCUGAAGAAACUACUGAUCAAAGUCCAAUGGACAUCAAACAGAAAAGACAGCAACGAGUCUUCAACAUGAUGAAAAACUUACAGCAGUUUCAUCUUGAAGAUAUCAUGCAGACAGAAAUGGUUGGCAGAGAAAACCUGGACAUGUCAGAGRCACAAAUCAUUUGCAGAAUCUGUCAUUCUGCCGGAGAUGAGCCCUUAGUCACCCCUUGUCAGUGUUCAGGGUCAGCAAAGUAUGUCCAUGCAGCAUGCCUGUUAACUUGGUUCAAGAAAGCAGUAAAAAAUACAUGUGAACUGUGCCGCUGUAAAGUGGCCAUUAAGAAGAAAGGSAAGCCUUUAGCAGAGUGGAGAAAGCCUGAAGACAAGCCUAUUCCAGUAAUAUGGUUCCUUGUGUUUUUGAUUGGACUGUUUCUCAACGUCUUCUCUAUAUCAGUGAAUGCUUCAGAACUGUGUACGACCACUGCAUGUGUUAUCUUUUAUGUAGUAAACGGUUUUGGUGUUGUGUUAGAUGCAGCGUUUCUAUACUUCUGGUGGACGAAGUGUUUAUUUUAUUGGAAAAAGUGGUGUGCUUUAAAUCAGGACUGGUCAAUAGCUUCAUGUCCMACCCCAGCUCCUCAAGAAAGACCUGUUGAGGAAAGAAGUUUACGAACWUUGCAGAUUUCUGACAUUGUAUAAAAUAUUGAUAGUUGUUAAUAGUUGUUCCUUUGGUAGUUGAGUUUUCACACAUAUAGAGCAAACGCACUUAAUCAUUGAAACCUAAAUUAUUAUACAAAAGUAAUUUUAUUAAUUCCUUUAGUUUCUUGUGUCUAUUCRACACUAUGUAGUAAGUAUUUAAAAUAAUAAUAUUUGGUUCACUGAUUUAGUGCCACAACCCUAAACACUUUUCUAGUUCUGGAUGUAUGRCAGUUUUCUAAAAUUCACUUACCCUGGGUAUCUUGGCCUUAAGGAACAUCCUCUCCAUCUUGAAAGGUAGCCAUAUCUUAACAUCCAAGUGAGACAACUGUUGAGUAGCAAUGACAGAUACCUGUGAAUAAUUGUCUGUAGGACUGUGUGAAAAAWUUUUUCUAUCAUUGCAUGCUCAACGGUUGUCUUGCUUCGAUGCAAAGGCCCAGCUGCCUUUCAAGAUGGCGCAGGGAACCGUGAAGAAGACUAUGGUAUUCUAACCUAUGGUACCCAUAGGCCCUUUCUGAGAUAGCACUUUACAUUGCAUUGUGGUCUAGGUUCGUAGAAACAUUUUUUGUUCAUGCUGCCAAAUACGGCAUUGUUUGUGCUGAACCUUGGCCACAAUGCACCAUAAUUUUGUAUUUCAGAAAAGGGCUAGCACAUGGUAAUCAAAAAUUGAUGACAGUUUUCCUUGUAAAGGAAGUUAUAAAUUUAUUUGCCUGUUGAAAUAUUUGUUUGUUUUCUUAACAAUGUUUAAUUUUUCUUCCAGUUUGGUUAAAUAGUUGGACUAUAAGGAAGUCUAUAAUUUCCUGUAUUUUAUUGCAUGUCAGUGACGUUCAUAGUAAUAUACUUUUAAUUUAUUAUAAGAAGCCUAAGUCUUGAUUGUAUCACGCCAAGGGAAAGACUAGACUCCUUCGCAUUCAUUUCCGGUAUCAAAACAUUGAAUUACACUGUCUUCGCGUUUUGACACCAGAAACGGAUGCGAAGGAGACUAUGAAAAGACUCCCUCAAAAUUUGGUAGGAGUGCUUGACAGAUAUUUUCAAGGGUCUCUGGUUGACAUAUAAACCUUUUAUUUGGAAAAAGCAAAAAAGUACGACAAUAAAACAAUAAAUGAAAAACUAUUYUAAACAAAUUGUUUUUUUUUAACARUAACAGGUUUUAUGUGUACUAUAUGUAUUCAUGCAUGCACUUUAUUUAUGUAAUUAAUAAAUGAAACAGGAAUAUAGAGUUGUAUGUUUUAGGGCCAUUUUUAUAACCAUCUGUCAUAAGCACCUCUACCCAAUUUUCAAGAACAUCAUAAUUGAGGCUUGUAGUUUAUCUGUUAUGACACUGAUACUGUUGUAWAAAUCAUGUUAAAGUUGAUAUCUUUAUGGGAAAUUGAUUGUAAAUAAAUUUGUAUAUAAAUAAUAAAAUUAUUGUAUUAAUCUAUGUACAAUAAAUCGGCUUUAAUCU
Molecule: messenger RNA, 2422 nt
Organism: Exaiptasia diaphana
Lineage: Eukaryota; Metazoa; Cnidaria; Anthozoa; Actiniaria; Aiptasiidae
Product: E3 ubiquitin-protein ligase MARCH8
Exons: 4
Coding region: 166-981 (271 amino acids)
Biological process (GO): protein ubiquitination
Molecular function (GO): ubiquitin-protein transferase activity; zinc ion binding
Source: RefSeq, a predicted model, not a curated record